Molecule: messenger RNA, 1002 nt
Organism: Andrographis paniculata
Lineage: Eukaryota; Viridiplantae; Streptophyta; Magnoliopsida; Lamiales; Acanthaceae
Product: F-box protein At2g43440-like
Exons: 3
Coding region: 1-1002 (333 amino acids)
Molecular function (GO): protein binding
Source: RefSeq, a predicted model, not a curated record
AUGGCAGAGGCUGAUCUUCUACAGCUCAUUCUCAUGCGACUUCCUGUCAAAUCUCUACUCCGAUUCAAAUCCGUCUCUAAGACAUGGAACGAUACCAUUUGCAGUCGCGACUUUGCCCUCGCACAUCUCCAUGAAUCGAAGAAUAAUCUAUCGUCGUUGUUGUCCUAUCGAAACAUGUUUCUUUUCGAGUCCCUUGAUCAAAGAGCAUACAACGUCUCUAGAUUAAUGGAAAACAAUGAAUUGAAGCCAUUGCUCGGCCUCAAAUCGGAAUACUGCAUUCUCCCGGAUGAGCGAUGUUGCUGCGAUGGCCUAAUGCUCGUACAAUCGAGAAGCGGAAUCGUCAUCUGGAAUCUAUCUACCAGAACUUAUACAGAUUUGGGGUUUCCUUUUCCGGAUCGAGCUAUCGGCCUAUGCGGCAUCGGAUUCGAUCCAUUAACGAAGGAUUACAAAAUAGUUGCCGCUGAUACGUUUCACGAUCGAUACACCGUGUUUAACAACAGAAACGGGCAUUGGAACGAGUUGAAAAGUAUGGGAACAACAUUUGAAGAUGACAUAAAAAACUUCCCCUUCAAUGGCCGCAUGAUCAAUUUGUACUAUACCAUACUGGGUAGAGGAAACAAUAGUUACAAUAUCGAAAUGUUCUUCUUCAACUUUUGCAUUCUCGUUGGUGACAUUUACCGCGACAAGUGCCGCAUUGUGUGGAAGAGGACCGGUGGCGAAUGGAUGGAGUUUGAUGAUUUGCCGAUUCUGGGGACGGAGUUAUGGAUGGGGUGUAGCAUGUCGGAUCCGAGGAUAGUGGAUUUGUAUCAGAUCUCUUUCCGGAUGUACUUGAUCGACUACAAUGAUAGAGAGCUUAUAUUCACUAUUCAUAGGGAUGAUAACUCAUGUUUCGUAAUCUAUAAUUUGAUCGAAAGAAAGAGUAGAGUGAUUUCAAAGCCGGAUGGUGUGUUUUACGAACGUCCUUUGAUGGGAUACUUAGAUAAUCUCUUUUUCACUACUUAG